Messenger RNA from Mauremys reevesii (Reeves's turtle), 1227 nucleotides. RefSeq names its product granulocyte colony-stimulating factor receptor-like. Bases 172 to 1227 code for a protein of 351 amino acids. The record is from RefSeq and is a predicted model, not a curated record. Gene Ontology annotation, molecular function: protein binding; cytokine receptor activity. Lineage: Eukaryota; Metazoa; Chordata; Testudines; Geoemydidae. Gene Ontology annotation, biological process: immunoglobulin mediated immune response; cytokine-mediated signaling pathway. Gene Ontology annotation, cellular component: external side of plasma membrane. The transcript has 9 exons.
CGACAACUCUUCCCCAGAGAGCAGCAAAGCAGCAAACCCGAGGGAAAAGGGCAUUCGGUGCCUGACGCUGUAGGACAAUGACGGGAAAGCACCGGCUUUAGGAAGAACCUCUCCUCUCACUGAUCCCGACUGUUCCUAGCAGGUUUUCCACCAAAGUUGUAAUUCACAAGAAUGUGGCUGAAUCUGAUGCUGUCCUGGAUCUUCUCACUUGGCAUCUCCAGGUCAGGAGCGAACAGCCUGAGGCCUGGCCCUGGCAGCAGAGUCCCUACUCCGCAGCCCAGCUGUGGCAUGCUAAGCCUGCACCCCACAGUGGCCUGCCUCGGCACCCCAUUGACGGCCUCCUGCACCCUUGACCCCAGCUGCCUGCAGAUCGGCCAUGCCCGCCCGGGCGAUAUUAUCUGGAGACUGAACGGAGAGACAAGGCAGCUGCCGCUGAACCAGAGCAUCGUGGGAAACGGCACAGUCACCGUGGUCUCCGUUCUCCGGGCAGAGCGGCCCCGUGGGGAGCUGAGCUGUUACCUGCCUCACCGGAGCAGUCUGCACCUGCUGGGUCUGGCCGAGUACCAGGCUGGAGUCCCGCCAGCAGAGCUGCAGGUGGAACAUUGCGUCAGCUUCUGGGGGGGGAACAUCACCUGCUACUGGGACCCUGGGCCGGAGACCUACCUUCCAACCACAUACACCCUCCACAUCACUGAAGAAGCAGGGCGCUGCCUGUGGAAGUUCAGAGACGCCGGGACGUGCGUCUCCAGCCGGGAGAGCCGUUCCUGCACCAUCCCUGUGGAGAACCUCUUUGCCUCUUUCCAAGUGAAGCUAACAGCCGUGAAUCUGCUGGGCCAGGCCAGCGCCGCGGACAAGUGCGUGCAUGGAAUGAGCAUUGUGAAGCUGAGCCCACCCGAGGUCAGCGCCACGGCGGACAGGAGCGACUGCUUCCGCGUGGUGUGGCGGCAGCCCAACGAGGAGCUGCUGCGCGUGACGGACGCGUGGUAUGAGAUCCGGUACCGCGACGUGGAUGGGGCGUCCUGGACGCAGGUGGAUGUCACAGCCGCAGAGGACGCGCCCGCGUCGAAGGACGUCUGUGGCGUCUCGCCGUUCACCAGCUACUCCAUCCAGGUGCGAGCGCUGUACCAGAGCGACGCCUUCCCCUGGAGCGACGGGGGCCCCUCCUGGAGCGCCUGGAGCCACGAGAGAUUUGUGAGGACUCUGCCCGCGGAAACCCUCUCUCAAUGA